This is a messenger RNA of Neofelis nebulosa (Clouded leopard), 5625 nucleotides long. It is a transcript of the gene UGGT1, whose product is annotated as UDP-glucose glycoprotein glucosyltransferase 1. The transcript has 41 exons. Lineage: Eukaryota; Metazoa; Chordata; Mammalia; Carnivora; Felidae. The record is from RefSeq and is a predicted model, not a curated record. Gene Ontology annotation, molecular function: UDP-glucose:glycoprotein glucosyltransferase activity. Bases 167 to 4837 code for a protein of 1556 amino acids. Gene Ontology annotation, cellular component: endoplasmic reticulum.
AAAAAGGUAGAAGGCAGCUGGGUUAUUGCUUUGCGAGACCGGCUUGUGAGGGGAGCCGCGGGAAAGGCGCGUGUCGGCCGCUCACUGGCGCAGCCGCUGCUGCCGCCGUCACCGCCCCGCCCCGGCGUUGUCGCUGACAUCGUCGCGGACGAAGCGUGGCCCCAGCAUGGGCAGGAAGGGGAACGCGAGCGGCGCGUGUGCCGCGGCUGCGCGGCCGGUGACAGGAGUUUGCUAUAAAAUGGAACUUCUGAUUGUAUUCACUGGACUAUGGCUGUUUUCUUCAGUAAAGGCAGAUUCAAAAGCCAUUACAACCUCUCUUACAACAAAAUGGUUUUCCACUCCAUUGUUGUUAGAAGUCAGUGAGUUUUUAGCGGAAGACAGUCAAGAGAAAUUUUGGAAUUUUGUAGAAGCCAGCCAAAAUAUUGGAUCAUCCGAUCAUCACGGUACUGAUUAUUCCUAUUAUCAUGCAAUAUUGGAAACUGCAUUUCAGUUUCUGUCACCUCUGCAGCAGAAUUUGUUGAAAUUUUGUCUAUCCCUUCAUUCCUACUCGGCUACAAUUCAAGCCUUCCAGCAGAUAGCAGCUGAUGAGCCUCCACCAGAAGGAUGUAAUUCGUUUUUCUCUGUGCAUGGAAAGAAGACUUGUGAUUUUGACACCCUUGAGACUCUUCUCCUCACAGCGUCUGAAAGGCCCAAACCUUUAUUGUUCAAAGGAGAUCACAGAUACCCAUCAUCUAAUCCUGAAAGCCCAGUGGUCAUUUUCUACUCUGAGAUUGGUUAUGAGGAAUUUUAUAAUUUCCACCGCCAACUUAUAUCAAAAAACAAUGCAGGCAAAAUCAAUUAUGUACUCAGACAUUAUAUACUUAAUCCGAGGAAGGAACCUGUUUACCUCUCUGGCUAUGGUGUGGAGUUGGCAAUUAAGAGCACUGAGUACAAGGCCAAGGAUGAUACUCAGGUGAAAGGAACGGAGGUAAAUGCUACAGUGAUUGGUGAGAAUGAUCCUAUUGAUGAAGUUCAGGGAUUCCUCUUUGGAAAAUUAAGAGACCUGCACCCUGACCUGAAGGGACAGUUGAAGGAACUCAGAAAACAUCUUGUGGAGAGCACCAAUGAAAUGGCUCCUUUAAAAGUUUGGCAAUUGCAAGAUCUCAGUUUCCAGACUGCUGCCCGAAUCUUGGCUGCUCCUGUUGAAUUAGCUUUGGUGGUAAUGAAGGAUCUUAGUCAAAAUUUUCCUACCAAAGCCAGAGCAAUAACAAAAACAGCAGUGAGUUCAGAACUUAGAACCGAAGUGGAAGAGAAUCAGAAGUAUUUCAAGGGAACUUUAGGAUUACAACCUGGAGACUCAGCACUGUUCAUCAAUGGACUUCACAUUGAUUUAGAUACACAGGAUAUAUUCAGUCUGUUUGAUGUGUUGAGGAAUGAAGCUCGGGUAAUGGAAGGUCUGCAUAGAUUGGGAAUAGAAGGUCUUUCUCUGCAUAAUGUUUUGAAACUGAACAUCCAGCCCUCUGAAGCUGACUAUGCUGUAGACAUCAGGAGUCCUGCUAUUUCAUGGAUCAACAACCUGGAGGUUGACAGCAGAUAUAAUUCAUGGCCUUCUAGUCUACAAGAAUUGCUUCGACCCACCUUUCCUGGGGUUAUCCGGCAGAUCAGGAAAAACUUGCAUAACAUGGUUUUCAUAGUUGAUCCUGCUCAUGAGACCACAGCAGAGUUGAUUAACACAGCUGAGAUGUUCCUCAGUAAUCAUAUACCACUAAGAAUUGGUUUAAUCUUUGUGGUUAAUGACUCUGAAGAUGUUGAUGGGAUGCAAGAUGCUGGAGUGGCUAUUCUGAGAGCGUAUAAUUAUGUUGCCCAAGAAGUGGACGAUUAUCAUGCCUUCCAAACUCUGAUACAUAUCUAUAACAAAGUAAGGACUGGAGAAAAAGUAAAAGUUGAACAUGUGGUCAGUGUCCUGGAAAAGAAAUAUCCGUAUGUCGAAGUGAAUAGCAUUUUGGGGAUUGACUCUGCUUAUGAUCAGAAUCGGAAGGAAGCGAGAGGCUACUAUGAGCAGACUGGGGUUGGUCCACUGCCUGUUGUUCUGUUCAACGGAAUGCCCUUUGAAAAGGAACAGCUAGAUCCUGAUGAGUUGGAAACCAUCACAAUGCACAAAAUCCUGGAGACCACAACCUUUUUCCAGAGAGCAGUAUACUUGGGUGAAUUGUCCCAUGAUCAGGAUGUGGUAGAGUAUAUCAUGAAUCAGCCAAAUGUUGUUCCACGAAUCAAUUCGAGGAUUUUGACAUCUGAGCGAGAAUACCUGGAUUUAACAGCAACCAAUAACUUUUUUGUGGAUGACUAUGCCAGAUUUACUGUCUUGGAUUCCCAAGGCAAAACUGCUGCUAUAGCCAAUAGUAUGAACUAUCUGACAAAGAAAGGAAUGUCCUCCAAGGAAAUCUAUGAUGAUUCCUUCAUUAGGCCUGUAACUUUUUGGAUUGUUGGAGAUUUUGAUAGCCCUUCUGGAAGACAGUUACUGUAUGAUGCUAUUAAACAUCAGAAAUCCAGUAACAAUGUUAGAAUAAGCAUGAUCAAUAAUCCUAGUGAAGAUAUAAGAUAUAAGAACACUCAGAUCUCCAGAGCCAUCUGGGCAGCUCUCCAAACACAGACGUCCAACUCUGCUAAGAACUUCAUCACAAAAAUGGCCAAGGAGGAGACUGCAGAGGCCUUGGCUGCAGGAGCUGACAUCGGGGGGUUCUCUGUUGGGGGCAUGGAUUUCAGUCUUUUUAAAGAGGUCUUUGAGUCUUCCAAAAUGGAUUUCAUUUUGUCUCAUGCCAUGUACUGCAGGGAUGUUCUGAAGCUGAAGAAGGGACAGAGGGCAGUGAUCAGCAAUGGAAGGAUCAUUGGGCCGCUGGACGACGGUGAACUCUUUAAUCAAGACGAUUUCCACCUCCUAGAAAAUAUCAUCUUAAAAACUUCAGGACAGAAAAUCAAAUCCCAUAUUCAACAGCUUCGGGUAGAAGAAGAUGUGGCAAGUGACUUGGUCAUGAAGGUGGAUGCCCUCCUGUCGGCUCAACCAAAAGGAGAUGCAAGAAUCGAGUACCAGUUUUUUGAAGACAGACAUAGUGCAAUUAAAAUGAGGCCAAAAGAAGGGGAGACGUACUUUGACGUCGUGGCUGUCAUUGACCCUGUCACCAGAGAAGCACAGAGACUUGCCCCGUUGCUUUUGGUUUUAACCCAGCUGAUCAACAUGAAUUUAAGAGUGUUUAUGAACUGCCAGUCAAAACUUUCUGACAUGCCUUUAAAAAGCUUUUACCGUUACGUCUUAGAACCAGAAAUUUCUUUCACUCCAGACAAUAGCUUUGCUAAGGGUCCAAUAGCAAAAUUUUUGGAUAUGCCACAGUCUCCUCUGUUCACCCUGAAUUUGAAUACACCUGAGAGUUGGAUGGUGGAGUCUGUCAGAACACCAUAUGAUCUUGAUAAUAUUUAUUUAGAAGAGGUGGAUAGUAUAGUGGCCGCUGAGUAUGAACUGGAGUACCUCUUACUAGAAGGUCACUGCUAUGACAUUACCACAGGCCAGCCCCCACGAGGACUGCAGUUUACAUUAGGAACUUCGGCCAACCCAGUCAUUGUGGAUACCAUUGUUAUGGCCAAUCUGGGCUACUUUCAGUUAAAGGCCAACCCAGGAGCUUGGAUUCUCAGAUUAAGGAAGGGUCGUUCUGAAGAUAUUUAUAGAAUAUACAGCCAUGAUGGCACAGAUUCUCCUCCCGAUGCUGAUGAAGUUGUUGUCGUCCUCAACAACUUCAAGAGCAAAAUUAUUAAAGUGAAGGUUCAGAAGAAGGCAGACAUGGUGAACGAAGACCUGCUGAGUGACGGAACUAAUGAAAAUGAAUCUGGAUUUUGGGACUCCUUCAAAUGGGGCUUUACAGGAGGACAGAAGACUGAGGAAGUGAAACAGGAUAAAGAUGACAUAAUUAAUAUUUUCUCCGUGGCAUCCGGCCAUCUCUAUGAAAGAUUUCUUCGUAUAAUGAUGCUGUCAGUACUGAAGAAUACCAGGACUCCUGUGAAAUUCUGGUUCUUGAAGAAUUAUCUGUCCCCCACAUUUAAGGAGUUCAUACCUUAUAUGGCAAAUGAGUACAACUUCCAGUAUGAGCUUGUUCAAUACAAAUGGCCCCGGUGGCUUCAUCAGCAGACUGAGAAACAGCGCAUCAUUUGGGGUUACAAGAUCCUCUUCUUGGACGUGCUGUUCCCACUGGUUGUUGACAAAUUCCUGUUUGUGGAUGCUGAUCAGAUUGUCCGAACAGAUCUGAAAGAGUUAAGAGAUUUCAAUUUGGAUGGCGCUCCUUAUGGCUAUACUCCCUUUUGUGAUAGCCGAAAAGAAAUGGAUGGAUACAGGUUCUGGAAAUCAGGGUACUGGGCCAGUCAUUUGGCUGGGCGAAAGUAUCAUAUCAGUGCACUAUAUGUCGUGGAUCUAAAGAAGUUUAGGAAAAUAGCUGCUGGUGACAGACUCAGGGGACAGUACCAAGGUCUGAGUCAGGAUCCUAACAGCCUUUCAAAUCUUGAUCAAGAUUUGCCCAAUAACAUGAUCCAUCAGGUGCCAAUUAAAUCACUCCCUCAAGAAUGGCUUUGGUGUGAAACGUGGUGUGAUGAUGCCUCUAAGAAAAGGGCUAAAACAAUAGAUUUGUGUAAUAAUCCAAUGACCAAAGAGCCCAAGCUGGAAGCAGCUGUUCGAAUUGUCCCAGAGUGGCAGGACUACGACCAAGAGAUCAAGCAGCUACAGACCCGGUUCCAGAGGGAGAAAGAGACAGGAAUGCUGGACAAGAAGACAACACAGGAGCCACGCUGGGAAGGACCUCAGAAACGAGAAGAAUUAUGAUCUUCACAGGAGGACAGGAAAUUGCACCAUUUGAAAAACAUUUUUUGUAUUAAAUGCUAGUUUUUUCUGAUCUGUCUUUACAACUGCUGAUAAACUGGCUGGGCAGGCGUGCCACACCUUUUGAUUCUGAGCAUUUGAUUUUGACUUCUACACGCCAGUGGGCUCUGGAUCUUUGGAGUCAAGGCUCUAUUGGAUUUGUACCUCAGAGGAAGACAAGUGGCUGAUCUUUUGGGACUCUGUAAAGAGCAGUCUUCUAACCAGAAGGGAAAAUGGCAGAGGCAACUGGAAGAAAAUGAGUCCUGUGGUGCCCACACCAAGAGCACACACAUGGUGCAUCACCAUGGGAAGCCGACCCGCCAGAGCCGCCAUGUUCUUCCUUACCUCAGUUUACUGACAGCGGAGCUCAGUCUGCAGCCUGCGCUGUGGUGGCAGAAGCUUUGUCCGAGGUCCACACACCUUGAGGUUUAUGCCAGUGCGUCCUGUGUCCUUGUGUUCUCUUCCCCAGCAGUGGGUUCAUUGUUAAAUGGAAACCCAACCAACAAUCAUGUGUCUUUGAGAUUGGCUCCAGGCAAUUAAUUUGGGGACAGGAUGGGGUGGGUUGGGAUGAGGGUAGGAAACAUAUCAGGAGUAGGAUGACUUUAGGGUAUUUUGGGGGAGGUGAAGAAGACAGAAAUUGGCCAUUCCCUUUUAUAAACCGUCAGUACCACGUGACUAAUUUAAAAUGAAAACAUUAUUCUUAUUCCCCACCCAACCCCAGUAAACUUCUUAGGAAAUUGUUUUGUAAAUAA